AUAUAUAAUUUAAUUUUUUUAAGUGAGAGAUGCUCUAGUUGGGGCACAAAUCUUAAAAGGUCUUAUUAAUAAAAACAAACCUGGAGUCAGGUAUUGGGGUGAACACUGAAAGAUCAGAGAAGCAGAACAAGCCAGCCAACCUCACCUCACCAAUUCCUCAGCUGAUCCUGUUUCCUCAGACUGAAAGCCUCUGAGUCCUCAUCCGAAUGGAUCUCAGCUGAACCGCUGCUUAAACUAAAAGCUUAACUGGCUCUAGUUUCUGGUCCUCACGCCUUAUAUACCUUUCUGCCUCCUGCCACCACUUCCUGGGAUUAAAGGCGUGUGCGCCACCAUUUUCUGGCCUCUAUGUCUAUCUAGUGGCUGUUCUGUCCUCUGACCCCAGAUAAGUUUAUUAAAGUGCACAAUAUAUUGGGGGACACAGUAUCACUGCAGGGCAGUGGGUGUUAAGCUGUGGGAAUGGUGAUGCCAUUGCAGAUUGGAACCCUGGAAGAAAACUGGGAGCUAAAUCGGACUAUGUUAAGUCAUAAGGGCAGAUUCCAGGCCAACGGACCUGUCACUGGGCGGUUCUAAAAAUGCUCAGAAUGAAGACAUGAUCUGGGACAUCAUUAGUUUGUAAAAAGUAUAAAAAUACCCUAGGAAAAGGAAAAGGAGGGACACAAUAUCAAGUCUUGGGAUAUUCCAGCGUGUAGAAGCCAACGUGAAGCCAGGAAAGGAAGCAGAGAGAGUGUGGUAGAGGACCCAAGAACCAGAAUGAACCAGAAUGGAACCAGAUGAAGUGUGUUGUAAAAAAGGACAAAGUCUUCAUCGUGUGAAAUUCUGCUGGGAGAGGCCAUGUAAAAUAAAGACACGAUGGGUCCACCAAACGGCAGCGCACUUUAUGAUUAUAAUAAUGAAGUUUCAGUAGGCUGGUUUGGGCAGAAAUCUGAGUGGCGGGAGUUUCAGAGUAAAUGCUGACUUCUGAGUAAGAGUGACAGAUAACAGGACAGACUGAUGGUUCACUAUCUUUAAUGGCAACACUCCCAAGACAGAGGUAGGCUGUGAGUUUGAGGCGAGCCUGUUCUACUUAGAGAUUUCCAGUCUAGCCAGAGCUACAGAAUGAGACCCUGUCUCAAAAUAAGUUAUUUGGGAAAAAUAAGCUAUGAGGAAAUAAAGAAGGUGUGGGGUAUCUUGGGAGUCCAUGCGGCAUGUUGGGUGGGGGUACCUGAGAUGAAAAGAGCCAGCACACUCCUGGGAGGUUUUCUAGCCAGCAGAGAUGCCGAGAAGGUGGAGAUUAGGCCUGAUGCACCUCUGACAUCCAUGCUGGGGGACAGAGCAUGGCGUCUUCACAGGGGCCUUAGAAUGACAGCCCUGGUAGACAUGUGUCUUUCAAUCAGGCCCCAUCAGCUUCCAGAUGAUAAUUUGGAACUGAAGUACAGAGAGGGUAAAUUAGGGACAAGGCCACACAACAGGCCUGAGCCAGGCAUCUGCGCCCCACCCCACCCCCAGCAGCAACCCGCCUCACAACUGAGCAGGAGAGCCGUCUCCCCCAAAGCUCAUUCUCAUCCGUAAGUGGGAGAAGAAGGUUUCUUCUGGCCAAGGAAGCUAUUCUCUCUGGAAAACAACCUCUUCUCUCUUAAUGAGGACAUUAAUAAUACAAUCCUGCUGUCAACUAACAUCACCAUGACGCAAGCACUUCCCUUAAGUUUCAUGUUAAGUGAUUCAGCGCUCAGAGCCCUACGCAGUGGUUUACCCGGCUUCACUACUUUAUUCUGGAACUGAGUGGGGAGUCAGACAUCCGGUGACCUGCCCACGUCAGGAAGCUUCAAGACACAGAAGUCAACGUGCUUGGCUUCCUGUCAGAGGCCUCGAGUGCUGGCAGUCAUUCCUGAAAAGGUCUAGCCUCGGAGCCUGAGUGUGGGAGGCCACCUUGGCUACCAAGCCCCACUGUACUUGGUGCGGCAAGGCCAAAUGUUUCUCUGGAGCUCCCUUGAAGCACACUGGUAUAGCCAGGAGAGGUAGCAGAAGCCUAUGGGAGCUGGAAGGGCCCUGGCCUGUGCACAGGCCAGAAGGAAUGGGCUGACUAGUCUGGGCCAAAACCAGAGGGUUUUUCUAGUAGCCCAAUGAAAGGAGGCUGUGAAGACCAAAGCUGAGUGUGGUGGUACAUGCCUAUAAUCCUGGCACUGGAGAGGUGGAGAUAGAAAGAUUAAGAGUUCAAAGCCUGCUUCUGCCACACAAUAGGUUCAAGGCCAGCCUGGGCUACAUUAAACUGCCUUAGAAAGAAACAAAUGACUUACAGCCUCAAGUCAGGAACUAACUCUGCUUCUUCAGACGGGACCUGUCUGGCUGUGGUUCCUCCCACUUCCUCCUGCAGAACAAUCUUCUUCCUGCCUUAGGCCUGAGACCGUACCAGCCUAGGGGCAUGGGUCUCUCUCCUCAGCAUUUUCCUCUUUUUAGUACCCGGGAUUUCACCCAGGACUACUCCUGAGCUCUAUCCUCAGCCUUCUGCCUAUCUAUCUAUCUAUCUAUCUAUCUAUCUAUCUAUCUAUCUAUCCAUCCAUCCAUCCAUCCAUCCAUCCAUCCAUCCAUCUAUCUAUCUAUCUCUCUAUCUGUUUAUUUGAGACAGGAUCUAACUAUGAAGUCCCAGGAGGCUGGGAACUCACAGAGAUCCACCUGCCUCUGCCUCCCGCAUGCUGGGAUUAAAGGUGUGCGUCACCACCGCCCAGUUCCUUCUUUAAUUUUUUAAUAUUGAGACAGGGUCUCACUAAGUUACCCAGUCUGGCCUGGCACUUUUGGCCUUCCUACUUUAGCUUCCCAAGUAGCUCAGGCCACAGGCCCGUGAACCAGAUCUUUCACACGAUCUUCGCACCUCACGAGUCUGGAGUUCUCAUUUUCACAGUAGCUUCCCAAUUCAUGUCCUUAGUGGGAACCAGACGGGCACUAUCCCCAAGACUCCAUUCUUGCCAGGCGGCAGUGGCACAGGCCUUUAAUCCCAGCACUCGGGAGGCAGAGGCAGGCAGAUCUCUGUGAGUUCAAGGCCAGCCUGUACCACAGAGUGAGUCAAAAACAGCCAGGGCUACACAGAGAAACCAAAAAAAGACUCCAUUCUCAGAAUCUGAGUCCCCAUACUUGGCUCUACAGGGGCAUGCAUGGGGGUUGAAACAACCUGGGCAUCUUGAAGCCAGCCACAUCUAGCACAGGACAGACCUGUGAAUCUGUGUGCUGCCCUUGAUGUCAUAACUGUGGCUUUGGGCCAAUGAGGCUGCAAAUGGGAAUUGCCUUCCCAAAGUCCUCUCACUUACCCUACCCCGAAACUAACAAGUUUUCCCCACCUCUCCUGGUCCUGACCCUGCCCUAACAUGACAGCUCUUACUGGAUGGGGCCCGCUGACCCCUAUAACCUGUUGAGAGCAGCCAGGAUGCUCAGAUAUGAUUUCCAGGUGAUCCUUGCGUCGGCUCACCUCCCAGAUCAUACAGCACCACAGACACUGUGACAGUUGCUCCAGUCACACCGUGGCCAAUGACAGCCUGCUGGCCUGCCCCCUCCUCCAACAUGCUCUGCACAGACAGGCCCACGUGUGUCCCCAGACGCCUGAAUCACUGCUGACAGCUUGGGACCUGUCGGCCGUGGGCUCCUGGGGAGCCACCGGAGAGGGGGUUAGCAGCCACGUUGUCGCCUCCUAGGGAACACCUGCAGACAUAAAUAGACAGCCCGCCAGGGCAGCAGAACAGAGCCAACAGAGCAGCGCUGCACACAGUGCCCACCUAUGCUCGCCAGAAUGCUCAACGCUACGCUGUCUGCUUGCUUCCUGAGCCUGCUGGCCUUCACCUCUGCCUGCUACUUCCAGAACUGCCCGAGAGGCGGCAAGAGGGCCGUGUCUGACAUGGAGCUGAGACAGUGCCUCCCCUGCGGCCCCGGCGGCAAAGGGCGCUGCUUCGGGCCCAACAUCUGCUGCGCCGACGAGCUGGGCUGCUUCGUGGGCACCGCCGAGGCGCUGCGCUGCCAGGAGGAGAACUACCUGCCCUCGCCCUGCCAGUCGGGCCAGAAGCCGUGCGGGAGCGGGGGCCGCUGCGCCGCCGCGGGCGUCUGCUGCAGCGACGAGAGCUGCGCGACCGAGCCCGAGUGUCGCGAGGGUUUUCUCCGGCUCACCCGCGCCCGCGAGCCGAGCAACGGCACGCAGCUGGACGGGCCGGCCCGGGCGCUGCUGCUCCGGCUGGUGCAGCUGGCUGGCACGCGGGAGGCCGUGGAUUCUGCCAAGCCCCGGGGCUACUGAGCCGUCGCCCCCACGCCUCGCCCCUACAGCAUGGAAAAUAAACUUUAAAAAAUGCA
Molecule: messenger RNA, 4305 nt
Organism: Peromyscus californicus insignis
Lineage: Eukaryota; Metazoa; Chordata; Mammalia; Rodentia; Cricetidae
Gene: Avp
Product: arginine vasopressin
Exons: 3
Coding region: 3743-4249 (168 amino acids)
Cellular component (GO): secretory granule; extracellular region
Molecular function (GO): neurohypophyseal hormone activity
Source: RefSeq, a predicted model, not a curated record